AUGAUAUAUUACAGUGAUGUUACAAAUCAAUUUCCAGGUGGAUUAUAUGAAUAUGUUCGUCAAGUGUCAUUAUUUGAUGAAAAACCUUUUGAACAUGAAUUUUUUCUUCGAAUUCAAAAAUCAUUUCCAUUAUUGGAAAUAUUAUGUGUGAAGAAUAAAAAACCACAAAUUCGUAAACAAUCAAAUGAUAAUCAACAAUACUUAUCUCUUAUUCAAUUUUCUUCUCUUAGUGAACUUCGUCUCAACGAUGUUCAUAAUGAUUAUAUAGAAGAAUUUCUAUUUCAUACAAAAACAUAUUUAGCAAAAAAUGUCAACCUUUUUAUUGAAUAUGAAUCGUUAGAACGAAUAACACACAAUUUCACAAGAGAAUGUACACGAAUUAAUUGUGCAAAAGUUGAUAAAUUAUAUUUAUGGGGUAAUGAUGAAUUGAAAUGUGGAAAUUCUUUAGGAAAAUAUUUUCCUAUUGCCAAAAUAAUUAAUCGAAGAAGAUAUUGA
This is a messenger RNA of Rotaria sp. Silwood2, 495 nucleotides long. Lineage: Eukaryota; Metazoa; Rotifera; Eurotatoria; Philodinida; Philodinidae. The record is from the annotation of a GenBank genome assembly.